AGGCCUAUGUAAAUUUGGUGGCGCAUGCUGGGCGCACAAAGCCAAAGAUAGAGUAACAAAUCAGGAAUUUCCCUCCUGCCACUCCUGAGAGCGCAAGAGAGGACAAAAGUUACGGAUUUAGCGCUUCUCCUCAGAGGGGGGAAAAGCGAAAGGCAGCUAACUUUGUGUCAAGACUUUGAUCGUAUCUACACUUUCCCACGCGCGUACAGGACAUUAUUUUAUAAAAAGUAGAGUUUGUUUUUGUGUCAUUAUGAGUCUGGACCCAGGAGCUUUGCACGAUGGCCUCUUUUAGACACUUUGAUGGAAUAAACGUCGCACUGCAGGACACCAAGCAUCACCAACAAUACUGUGAUUUGCAAGUUUUAUGACUUGUUUUCCAGCUGCUCGGUUUGGAUUGCUGUCGCUGGGCACUUUUUUUUAAUGCUGCUGAGUUUCUCGAUGGCGUAGGUGGUGUGCAAGAGGUUUUCAAUCACCUUUUUGGACAUUUUGGAUUUGAUAUUUACCAAGCGGACACAUCUGGAUUAUUAAAAGACAUCGGAGUUGUUUGAGAAGCAGUGAAAAGCCAUCGUCAUCACUUUUGGAGAAAAGGAAAUGCGGAGUGCGAACGACGUGUAGAAGGAUGCUGCUGCUUGUACAAUGGAAGUGAAGAACUCUUUUGCUGUUGUUGCGGUGGUUUGUCUUUUCUUUUGCUCCACUUUCAGCCAGGAACUCAACCCCAAAGGCAGGAAUGUAUGCAAAGCACCUGGAUCAUCAGGAUUUGUGUGCUGCAGCGGAUGGGGGCAGCUAGGGGAUGAAUGCCUGACACCUCUCUGCGAAGGCAACUUCACCUGCAAGGAAAAUGAGGUGUGUGUCAGGCCGAAUGAAUGUCGCUGUCGCCAUGGAUACUUUGGAGCUAGCUGUGACACUAAGUGCCCUGCCCAGUUCUGGGGCCCUGACUGCAAGGGGAAAUGUAACUGUUACCCCAACGGCCAGUGCGACGACUUGACCGGCCAGUGUACCUGCAACCACAACCGUUGGGGACCUAACUGCGAGAAUGCUUGCUUAUGCCAAAAGGGCAAGUGUGACCAAGACACUGGCAAAUGCACGUGCCACCCUGGCGUCUGGGGUCCCCAGUGCAACAACAACUGCUACUGCAGCAUCAACUCUGUCUGCGAUGCGAUGACAGGACGGUGCAUGUGCAAUCCAGGUUGGACGGGGAGGAACUGUGCAAUCCAGUGUAACUGUAACAAUUCACCAUGCGACCAGUUCACGGGGCGCUGCCAGUGCCGGGAGAGGCUGUGGGGCCCACGGUGUGAACGGUACUGCCAGUGCAUCCACGGCAAGUGCAACCAGGCCGACGGCUCGUGUACUUGCACCCCAGGGUACCGUGGGAAGUUCUGCAGGGAACCAUGUCCUGCCGGGUUCUACGGUCAAAACUGCAGGAACAGGUGUGGGCACUGCAAGGGCCAGCAGCCCUGUAAGGUGACAGAGGGACGCUGCAUCACCUGUGACAGAGGCUGGAACGGGACACGCUGUGACCAGCUCUGCUCGAAAGGCUUCUUUGGCGAAAACUGCCAGGAAGUGUGUCCCACCUGUAAAGACGGUCACCACUGCGACCCCAUUCAUGGCAAGUGCUCCCACUGUAACCCUGGCUGGAUUGGGGACAGGUGCGAGGUGCGCUGCCCCAACGGCACAUACGGCGAGAACUGUGAGAACAACUGCAGUCACUGUUUUAACGGCAUCUGUCAUGUUGUCACCGGAGAGUGCCUGUGUGACCCGGGAUUUUAUGGCACCUACUGCAAUAUGACCUGUCAACCUGGCCAGUACGGAGUGAACUGCAACCAAACCUGCUCCUGCAACGACAAGAACUGCGAUCCUGUGUCUGGCGCUUGCUAUCUCCAGCCCAACCAGCGGAUGGGUGUGAUCGCGGCUGGAACCCUGGUCUCCUUUUUACUGAUCGUCCUGCUCUCGCUGCUGUGCUGCUGCUGCCUGUGUCGACACAAAGACGACCACAACAAAAAAGCCAAGCGGAUCCUGUGUGGACGAUUCAGCCGAAUCAGCACUAAACUUCCCCGUAUUCCACUGAGGCGACAGAAACUGCCCAAAGUAGUCGUAGCCCACCACGACCCAGAGAACACCUUCAACUGCAGCUUCAUCGAGCCCCCCUCAGUGGCCGAGCAGCCCUCCCCCUCCUCCUGGUCGUCCCAGGAGUCCUUCUCUUCCUUCGAGAGCGGAGACGAGGGGCCAGUUUACUGUGUGCCCCAUGAAGAAUCUGUGAAUGAAAGCAAAGAGAAGCGCAGCCCCAGCCCAGCAACAGAGAAGCCAGAAGCUGUCCCUAAUGAGGAUGAUGCAGGGGAGUACACCUCCCUGAAAGACACCAGUGUCACCAAAGCAGAAGGCAGUGAGCAGCCCCUCCUCAAGUCCUCUGACAGUGAAGGCUCCACCAGUGGCUCUGAGUCCACUACUGCAGCCCUCUACGCCCGCAUCGCCCGCCUCUCCAAGCAGUCCAAGGAGGACGAUGGCAGUGGCAAAGAUGGGGAUGGCACUCCUACACCAGAGGCGAAACGCAAUGGAAAGCCACCACCUUCACCCGGCAAGCCCAAACCCCGCCCACCAGACCCGUCCACUAAGCCAAAAGUAUCCUGGAUACAUGGAAAUACUACAGGGUCUCCCCAGCCAGAGCAGCAGGGGCAUGGGGGAAUGAAGGCACUUGCAGUGCCAAAAGAGAAAAAGAGGAGCUCCAGUGAUGGCUCAGCCAGGAGCGAGGAGAGGAAAAUGAAGGAGAGGAGCCGCGAGCAACAGAAGAAACAAGAGGGGAAGGAGGCAGACGUCAAUGGCUCCCCCAGCAAACACAAACCUCUGCGAGGUAAGAAGUCUGGGGAUGAGCACAGCAGUCCCAGUCACAUGGAGCACAUCAAUGGCGUGGUUCAGAAUGCCCUCAAGAAGAUAAGUAACUUCCACAGCUCCUCAUCCGAGAAGAAGAGCACUGACAGCCCAAAGGAGACCCCCAAGGAGCCACCCAAAAGCCCCAAGGUCAUCCACCCUCAUAUGAACUCUGAGGCUGCCACGCUCCUGGCUGCUCAGCUCAAGGAGAAAACCCAAAGCAUCAACAGGAACGAGGGGACAGGUCUGACGAAGACCAAUGGUCUCUCCACACCCAAGGGACACAGGGAGAAGCCAACACCCCCACAGAAAGCCAAGAGGACCCCCUCCAGCAGUUUGGGCCAGCAGGGCUCCACCAAGCCCCUUCUGCCCACCUCCAGCAGCCUCCAGAAGAUGGUGGCACCCGUCGCCACCGACUUCGGGACCCCUGAAGCCAAGAGCCCGGAGAAGCAGGACUUGAACGGCUCGAGGGCAGGGGACCCGAUGUUGGAUCCCACACCAAAGAAGACUCCCAUAAAAAAACCACCCAGGAAGAAAGGCAAAGAGGGUACUUUGGAGACAUCGGAAAGUAAAACACCGCAGCAAAAGACAGCCAUUAUGCCACCACAGGUAGUGAAAUAAGCGUUUUUAAAGACAAGUGGCCAAAGUUUGCGAUGGAUUUCCAAAAGACUAAAAUGGAUUUGUUGGACGGUGAACCACGUAGUUUUUCAAUCAAGGAAUUUUGACAUUUGUGUGAGCGUGCUGUGACUCCAGGACCAGUCAAGAGUGAGAAAUGCUUUUUAAAUCGAGGGCUGUUGAGUCGUAUUGGUGAGUUGUAUUAUAAUGACCUCUAUACACCAUAGUAUUUCAUUUCAAGAAUCCUUUUUUUUUUGUGUAACGACUAUGUAUCGAUCUCACACCACGACCUGUGGCUACGCCGGACACAACUGUGAGAACGGUGGUGCACAGACAUAAUCCAUAGUUCAUUCAUCUCUAUUCCUCUGCAGUAUGUCCACCACUAUAUUUAUAUAUGCAUUGCUUUUGAGGUUGCAUAACUGUAAUUUGCAAUGCAGGUGUCGGAAAAAUAGCUAUUUUUUAUGUACGCUCUCCGAAGGUACUAAGGGUACUAAAAGUAACAAGGAAAUUAGAUCCUCUGAGGAUUGCAAGCUAUUUUGUUUUUGUUUGUUUUGUUUGUGGACCAGCAUGCAUUAAUACAGUUCUAUACCUUAAGCCACCCUCCUCGUUCUUUAUGUCUCGGCUGUUUUUGCAGAUGAGGGUCUGCUUGAUUCUUGUUAAUUAAGAGCAACACUUAAAUAGGUUCAGUGUCAUUUGUUGGAGAAGCAAAGAAAGCACCUUUUUAUUUUCCUCCUAUAUUUUGCUACCAGAGCAAUAUUCAGGUUAUUGUACCACAUUAUUAGGGAUGCUAUUCUUUAAUCAGCUUAAUUUGGCUAUGUUCGCAUUACAGUCUUAAUGCUUAAUUCUGAUUGUUUCCCCUGAUGUGAUCUUUCAGCCAAGACUGUUUACACUCAUGUUUAAGGUGACCCAUAUUUGACAGCAGUGUGAACAGAUUUCUGCUGAGAGUUUGAACAGAAAACAUCACAUUUUCGCAACAGGCAUUUGGGGGAAAAAAUGAAUAACAUAGCAAUACAAGCUUCAUCUCCCAAAUGACCACCAUAGAAGGAAGGUCUGAUGACAUCAUUCUGCAUAAUAAGUAUGAGCAAUGGCCAUUUGGAGAAAUAUGGGCAGAUGUUGUCAGGAUAACGGACUGCUUUCGGUCUUCUACCUCUAUUAGCAGCUUAUCAGUCCCUCCAGGAUUUCACAAACUGUUUUUGUGAUUGAUGCGGCCUGAAACGUUUUCACGGCAGCUUUUCCAAAGAAUUGCAACGUGUGCUGCAGUGUUUUUAGACAUUGUUUUGCAGUGUUGUAGCAGUAGUAAGUGAGGAUUGCAAAUCUAGUUGCGAUGCUGUCAUGGAGUCUAUUAUUAUGAGCAUUCAGUAUUUCCCCCCGAAUUAAAAUGUAUUUGUAAUGGUAGAGGGGUGGAGGACUGAUGGUGGACGAUCAGCUGUUGAUGUGUUUGACAGAGCUCUGAAGGACCGUCUCCAUACGGUGGGCUGGGAAAUUAAAUCAAUUAAUACAAACACUGUUUUCACUGGAUUCUUCCCAUAGAGCUGACAUGAACACUAUUUCGGUUCAGUAAAUGUCUGCUGUCAGUCAAUCUGGUGAAGGCAGUUUUAGCGGCCACUGUCCUCUUAACUUCACAGGAACCGCUGCUGACAGGCAGCCACUACCAAUAACCAUUGGGUAACAUUAGUAGUGUGAUGCCAACAGUUAUCUCUGUCACUGCGUAUGUGACUCUGGCUCAGGUGCAGCGGUAGUGUCAUGAUAAAUGAGAGCUAGUGGGGCAGCUCUGCAAUGCAAUGAGAUUUUAGCCGUUUUAAGUAGCCAUUAGUAGUCAAAUAGUCAAUUGUUGCAAUUACAACAUUGUAAAAUCCUGGAGGGACUGGCUAUUGCUGGUAGUGCUGUGAGACAGAGGUGUGGGUGUGGCCAGGAGCGGUGAGGCCGUGAUGUGGAGGGUUUCAUGGAGAAACAGUUUCUCCAAAACCUUAGGAUGACCAGGUCUACAUUCCAACAUCUCUGCUGGCACCUCAUGACAAUGCUGUCACGGCAGGACUCAAAAUGUAGGCAAGCUGUCGCUGUCAGAAAGCAUCGGGCAGUCAGACUUUAUCAGCUGAUGAGUGUGGCAGCAUACUGCAGCAGCAGUACAUCUGCGUCAGCCUUCUGUAGAUCCAACAGCCCACUCUGACACUGUGUGAUGUGCUUGUGCAGUAAAGUAUGGUGUUAAAAAACAUCAAUAUAUGGGAAAACACACAUGAAUUCGGUCGCGUGGCCAGUGAUCAGAUAUGUAUCAGGUUUAGGACCACCUAUGACAGCCGCCCAAAUCUAAUUGGAAAAAAGCAGAAAGUCUGUGUCAUAACUACUCUGGAGAAGUCUGAUCUGUGGCAUGUGAAAGUAAAAAGAUUGGAAUUGGGCCACAUUUGCUUGUAACGUGAGCGUAGCCUUUGACACCCCAAAGUCAUUGUCCUCUGUGCUUGUGAAUCACCUUUAAUUCCUCACUGAGCUUUAGUGUUGCUCUCAAGGCUCUUCCCUACAGAACUGUUACAUUUUUGGAUUUAAAGUCUUAGCUCUCUUUUGUCCAACUCUGUCAGACAUGGUUUGUUGAAACCCAAACUAGCUCUUUGAUCUUCCUGCAAAAAAAGGGGCCAUUUUAAACCUCUUUCAUACUUCGGCUAACACCAAAUCACCAGAAUGUGCUCUUACUGUACGUUUCAUUCAGUCAGCGAAACCACUAAACCAAAAAUGAAAUCCCGAGCUAUCCUAUGUCCUCACUUUAUGUCAUGCUUAUAAAUCACUUUAAACUCACUACUUUCAAUGCGAUACAGCAACAUCUGCAGUUUCCCACUGCAGUAUUUAAGAAAACAUACUGCCGGACAAUCCCCUCGCAGUAAAUCAGAUGCAAUUGAUAGUUUAGUUUAAGUAGUGGCUGUUAGUGUCCUCUGCAGAUCUGACUACAGAAAGAGACUGCCAUGUGUCUUUAUCUGCUCUUUCAGUUUAGUCGAGAAACUAGGUCAAUAUCGCCACUGUCAUUUCACAUGAAUUGGUUUAUGCCAUCGGGGUAUUGUGAGGGAAAAAAAUCUUGUCAAAGAGGUUUUGUCCCUUAAGGAUGAUAUUAUCUUAAGCUAGUAGACUCAUGCUGAAGUAACAGGGUGCUUUAAUUUCAUUGUAAGACUUUAAGGCUAAAUGGUACCAUGCCUCAAGUGUUCAAAUGUGCCUCAACUGUGGAUCAGUUUAAGCAAAAGAAGCCAUGUUUGCCUGAGCGUUAUCGCUCUCUUAAGUGUUGGUCCUACAAUAAGUAAACCAAAAACAGGGUUGGGGUGGGAUACUUAAACUGGACAAAUUCAGUUUAUUAAGAGGCUUUUUAUUUCAGUUAUUGGUGGAUUGCUAUUUUGAAAGUAGCCUUCCAAACAUGAGCUAUAAACAACGGAUGAUAGGUAUGUAUGGUAACGUGCCAAAGGUAUGUUUCAGGCUGAGGAAUAUUUUACAUUCACAGCUAAUUUGAAAAUUUGUCUCAGUUUUACGUGUUUUUAUCAAGGUACAACACAUUUCUUUGGUUAUUUUUUCAACAUUUUCUACUUGUAUACAUUGUGUACUUUUUAUUAUCUUUGUAAGCUGUGCUUAUAUGACCUUUUUAGUCUGUUUUCCUUGGUGUCAAUGAACUGGCUUUCAUGUUGUAUUUGCUUUUUUUUCUUUUUAUGGUAUGUUGCUUAUUUUGAGCUCUGAAGCAAACCUGCAGUAUGAGUACUUUCCAUCUUGUAAAGUUUACAUUGGCUUUGUAAUUGUUCUCUGUUGAUGUUAUUGUUUGUGUAACACUUAACUGCAUGACGCAGAGUGUAAUUAUAUGGCAUUAAUAGCUGCACCGGAAAUCUGUAAUCUUCUUGUUCCAUCCAGUUGUUAUUAUUGCCUCCCAUAAAGGAAAAAAAACUCAUACGGAAAGGAUUGUACAAUACUACUAUGAUACCACUGUUGAAACAAUUGCAUAUUCUUAAAACCAUAACAUUGUGUAAUUAUGAAGUGGCAAUUUUUUUUAUCUGACUGGCCCGUGCCUGUUUUUGUAGGCGUAUAGUGCAUUUUUGUAAAGAAGGGCCUGAAAAGCUGCAAAAACGUUACCAACUGUAAGGUAUAUUUUGUCUUUUAUGGUUUUGUUUUUAGCAACUUUGAUUUCCAUUUGUGUAUGGUGAUUAAAUUGGUGUUUCCUCAUUUACUUCUUGGAAUAAAAAGCAAUACAUGUA
Epinephelus fuscoguttatus (brown-marbled grouper) is the source of this 7688-nucleotide messenger RNA. It is a transcript of the gene scarf2, whose product is annotated as scavenger receptor class F, member 2. The record is from RefSeq and is a predicted model, not a curated record. Gene Ontology annotation, molecular function: scavenger receptor activity. NCBI's taxonomy places the organism in Eukaryota, Metazoa, Chordata, Actinopteri, Perciformes, Serranidae. The transcript has 11 exons. Bases 637 to 3483 code for a protein of 948 amino acids.